Propithecus coquereli (Coquerel's sifaka) is the source of this 2096-nucleotide messenger RNA. It is a transcript of the gene BEST4, whose product is annotated as bestrophin 4. The record is from RefSeq and is a predicted model, not a curated record. The coding region runs from base 44 to 1468 and encodes 474 amino acids. Gene Ontology annotation, molecular function: chloride channel activity. The transcript is spliced from 9 exons. Lineage: Eukaryota; Metazoa; Chordata; Mammalia; Primates; Indriidae.
UGGGGGCAGCUCUUGUGACCUCCUGCCCCAGGCCCCCAGCACCAUGACGGUUUCAUAUACCCUGAAAGUGGCGGAGGCCCGCUUCGGAGGCUUCUCCAGCCUGCUUCUGCGCUGGAGGGGCAGCAUCUACAAGCUCCUCUACAAGGAGUUCCUCCUCUUCGUGGCCCUGUAUGCUGUGCUCAGCAUCACCUACCGGCUGCUGCUGACCCAGGAGCAGAGGCAUGUGUAUGCCCAGGUGGCCCGGUACUGCAACCGCUCUGCGGACCUCAUCCCCUUAUCCUUUGUGUUGGGUUUCUACGUGACGCUGGUGGUGAACCGCUGGUGGUCCCAGUACACAAGCAUCCCGCUGCCCGACCAGCUGAUGUGCGUCAUUUCGGCCAGCGUCCACGGCGCGGACCAGCGGGGCCGCCUGCUGCGCCGCACCCUCAUGCGCUACGCCAACCUGGCGUCCGUGCUGGUGCUGCGCUCGGUCAGCACGCGCGUGCUCAAGCGUUUCCCCACCAUGGAGCACGUGGUGGACGCAGGUUUCAUGUCCCAGGAAGAGAGGAAAAAGUUUGAGAGCCUGAAAUCCGACUUCAACAAGUACUGGGUGCCCUGCGUCUGGUUCACCAACUUGGCGGCCCAGGCCCGGAGGGAUGGGCGUAUCCGUGAUGACAUAGCUCUCUGUCUACUUCUGGAAGAGCUGAACAAGUACCGUGCCAAGUGCAGCAUGCUGUUCCACUACGAUUGGAUCAGCAUCCCCCUCGUCUACACCCAAGUGGUGACCAUAGCUGUCUACUCCUUCUUUGCCCUCUCCCUGGUUGGCCGCCAGUUUGUGGAGCCAGAGGGAGGCGCUACCAAACCUCAGGAGCCUCUGGAGCCAGACCAGGAGGCUGCCCCCGCCUUAGGAGACCUGGACAUGUACGUGCCUCUCACCACUCUGCUGCAGUUCUUCUUCUAUGCUGGCUGGCUCAAGGUGGCCGAACAGAUCAUCAACCCCUUUGGUGAGGAUGAUGAUGACUUUGAGACCAAUCAGCUCAUAGACCGUAACUUGCAGGUGUCCCUGCUAUCCGUGGAUGACAUGUACCAGAACCUGCCCCCAGCCGAGAAGGACUUGUACUGGGACGAGGACCAGCCGCAGCCACCCUACACCGUGGCCACAGCGGCCGAGUCGCUGCGGCCUUCCUUCCUGGGCUCCACCUUCAACCUGCGCAUGAGCGACGACCCUGAGCAGAGCCUGCAGGUGGAGGCGUCCCCGGCUUCGCCUUGGCCCGCGCCCGCCGCGCAGACCCCGCUGCUCGGCCGCUUCCUGGGCGCAGGGGCGCCCUCCCCCGCCAUCAGCCUCCGGAACUUCGGCCGCGCGCGAGGCGCCCCCCGGACCCCGCAUCUGCUGCGCUUCCGGGCCGAGGAGCGCGAAGACCCCGAGGCCGCGGCCCGCAUCGAGGAGGAGGAGGCGGCGGCGUCCGGGGACGAGGCCCUGAAGCCCUGAGGGGCUGCCCGUCCGCCUGCCUGUCCCGGGUUACCCCGCCCGCUUCCCUCCGCCCACUGCCACCUCCCCACCGUGCCCGGUCCUGCCCGCCAGCGCUGUUACAGCGGCUUUCCCCGUGUGCCUUGAGCCCGGACCUUAAAAGAGAAGACGGCGGGAAGGGCCUGAGCCAGGGUGGGAAUGUGUCCACUUUGGCGGGAGAGAAGGUAGGAUGGGUCGCUUGCGGGAAGUGAAGCUAGAAGGAUAAAUGAGACCAGGCACAAAGGACAAGAUCCCAGGUGCACGGUUAGCUUCUCAGCAGCCGGGAGCUAGGCCAGUGGUUCUACUUUGAGGGAGCAUCAGCACCACCGAAGGUCUGGUCAAAAGGGUGCUGGGCUCCACUCCCAGCGUUUCUGGGACAUUAGAUUUGGGAUGGAGCCCAAUAAUUUGCAUUUCUAACAAGUUCCCAGGUGAUGCUGUGCUGCUGGUCCGGGGAUCAUAACUUGAGACUGAUGCAUUAAAAAAUGUUUGGAAGGAUAAUAUACCUUACCCUGAUAACCUGCCUCAGAAAAUGGGCCAGUAUGUGUGCUGGAGGACUUUUGCUUUAGCUGUAAUGUUCAAAUUUUUGUUUACAAUGAAAAUAUAUUCAUUU